Messenger RNA from Coccomyxa subellipsoidea C-169, 3582 nucleotides. RefSeq lists its product as hypothetical. Bases 1 to 3582 code for a protein of 1193 amino acids. Gene Ontology annotation, cellular component: intraciliary transport particle B; ciliary basal body; axoneme. Lineage: Eukaryota; Viridiplantae; Chlorophyta; Trebouxiophyceae; Coccomyxaceae. Gene Ontology annotation, biological process: intraciliary transport. The transcript is spliced from 24 exons. The record is from RefSeq and is a predicted model, not a curated record. Gene Ontology annotation, molecular function: protein binding.
AUGCAUCUUCGCUUUGAGCGGAAUCUCAUCGAUUUCUCUGAUAGUCAGCAGAAGAUUACUGCCCUGUCAUGGUCGCCAACGAGGCAGAAGAUUGCGGCAGCUACCGCAGACAGGGUGAUCUACCUGUUCGAUGAAGGAGGCGAACUCAGGGACAGGUUCAGAACAAAACCAAAUGAUUCAGAUGGGCACUUUGUUUAUAUGGUGUGGGGAAUGGCGUUCUCUCAGGACUCAACAAUAUUGGCCACAGCGCAGAGCGAUGGGGUGGUAUUUGUGUAUCGAUUGGGACUGGAAUGGGGAGAAAAGAAGAGUAUCUGCGCCAAGUUCCCGGCCAACAGUCCUGUAACAAGUAUUGUCUGGCCGCCAAACAAUGCUGACCGCCUCUAUUUUGGAGCGCUCGAUGGAAAGGUGAGGGUUGGUCAUCUGGAAACCAACAAGACUGAGGUCGUGUCAGGUAAUUUGGAGGCAAGUGCGAUCUUGACACUUGCUGCCAAUGGAAAAGGCGAUGCUGUCAUUUCUGGGCAUGAAGAUGGUCGCAUCUGCAGGUAUGACCUGAGCCGGACAUCAGGAGAUGACAACAUGCAAGUGAUGGUGCGGCAUUCAUGUUCGGUUGAGGUUCUGGCAUGGGGUGAUGUCAUCCUGGCAGCUGGCCCAGACUGCAAGGUGGAGAGUUUGCAUGGCACAACUGCCAUGUGUUGGUCCCCCGACAGCAACUAUGUUGUCCUGGGAACACUUUCUGGCGGUGUCAUGCUCUAUUCAACCUGCCUCAAGCGACAGCUCUACAAAGAUAAUUUUGAGAUCACUUACUCUAGCCUCAGCAAGGCAAGUGUCCAGCACAGGCCCACAGGUCAAAGCGUAGCGAUGGCGUCCUCCCUUGGGCAGUCCAUUUCCAAUAUUGAUAUCUACCAGGACCGCUAUGUGGUAGCUAGGACUUCCAAAAGCCUUGUUCUUGGGGACCUCACCAGAAAGGUGACUGGAGAGAUCCUAUGGGGAGGGAAAGGGAAGCAGCGCUUCUAUUUCGGCAAUCCCGAGGAAUUGAAUGCAUCGGCGUCCCACCUUCUGUUCAGGGACCAGCAUGCCAGCCUGCACAUGCUUUAUCUUGCUACCGCCAAAAACGUGCUCCUAUUGGAGCGCUGUUCUUACUGCCAGUGGGUGCCUAGUCUGGACGUCAUUGUGGCCCAGUCAGGCGGCACGCUGCAUGUGUGGUACUCUGCUCGCUGCCCAGGCAGCGUUGCCACUGCUGCAGUGCAAGGCGCAGUUGACAGCAUCAUCAAUUUCCAGGGUAAGGUGGAGGUUGUGCUCACAGAAGGAAGCAGAAAAGAAGCACAUAGGUUGGACCCAGCCCUCAUCCGAUUUGGGCAGACGCUGGCUGCAGGAAGCACAAGAGAGGUUGCUGACAUGGCAAAACAAUCUUCGCUGGAGCAGCUCGUGAGUGAUCUUGUUGAGCAGUUGUCAAGGGAUGGCGACUUUGGAGAAGCGGCCAGUGUCCUGCUCAAGCAGGGCAACCUGCAAGCGGCCAUGGAGUACUUCUUGAAAGCUGGCAUGCCUGAUCAGGCAGCACAGGACACCCGGACAGCAGUGCCGCUGUGCAGGCGGCUAGCAGCUGGCUACGAAGCUUCCCGGCAGCUGGAAAGUGCAGAGCAUUGGUACAUCAGAGCGGGGCUUCCCAAGGAGGCCGCGCAGAUGUGGCUGCGCGCCAAAUGCUGGCCACAAGCCGUGCAUGCGGCAUCACAGCACCUGUCUGACACAGCUGCCCAUGAGCUGUUUGUGGUGCAUGCAAAAAGGCUGGAGGCACAGAGGAGGUGGCAGGAUGCGGAGAGCGCCUGGGUGGCGGUUGGAGAGCCCGCGCAGGCAGUGGCAAUGCAUCGUCGCAACAACGAUUUUGCCGCCAUGUUCCGUGCAGUCCGUCAGCACCAGCCUGAGAGGUUGGCAGACACGCAUGCGCAAUUGGCGCGAGAGAUGGAAGCAGCCGGGGAUCUGAAAGGGGCUGAGGCACAUUUUGUGGAGGCGGGGCAUUGGCGAGGAGCUGCUGACAUGUACGCAAAACACCACUCAUGGGAGGACGCACUGCGGAUCGCCAAAAGUCACGGCGGCACUGCAGCCCAUGACCAGGUGGCAAUUGCAUGGGCAUCAAGCUGCAGUCCCCAGAAAGCAGUUGCAAUUCUGGCCAGGUGUGCAGGGCAUUGGAAGAAUGCAGAGCAGGAGUUCCUGUUGGCAGGGCAGCCAAAGGAGGCGCUUGAGAUGUGGCUGUACCAGAAGAACUGGGCAGUCGCGCGCCAGCUGUGCCAGCAGCACUACCCCUCUGGCAUGCACAGUGUAGUGGACGCUCAGGCAAGAGUGGCUCGUGAGGAGGGGGACGUUGCGCAUGCAGAGGCUCUGUUCCUUGAGAUCGGGCAGCCGCAAGUGGCGCUGCAGAUGCACCAGGAAGCAGGGGACUGGGACGCUGCUCUGCGGCUGGCAGAGCAGCACCUGCCCUCCAUGGUGCCACAGAUCCAGGCCAGGAUGCAGCCUGCAGCACUGGAGCCGCCGCAGCCGGCUGAGAGUCCGCUUGUAACUCAUGCUGAAGCGUUGGAGGCUGAGGGCAGCUGGGCCAAGGCGAUUGAUGCCUACCUGUCCAUCACUCAGCAGCACAUCAGCGACCAAGAUCGCCAGAUCGAGAUGUGGGGUCGGGCGCUGAAGAUUGCAGAGACCAAGAUGCAUUCCAGGCUGGCGGAAGUGGCUGCCACAAUAGGCCGCAGGCUGCAGCGUCUGGGGCAGUUUGAACAGGCCGGCGAGCUGCUCAUGGGCGCCCAAGAUAACAAGGACAAUGCGCUGCGCAUGGCUGUGGAGCAUGCACAUCUGCGCUGUGGCGUUCCCACCGCAGCCGAACUGCUGGAAGCAGGAGGAGCACACAUGGCCCUGCCAGUCUACGCAGAUGCUGGACGUUGGGAGCUGGUGCAUGACGUGGCAGCCAACCUUGACAGCGCCACCAGAGAUGACUACCUCAUCAGGCAUGUGACUGACCUGAUGCACCAGGAGCAGCCAGAUCAGGCAGCACCAGUCCUGGCGCACUAUGGAGCUCCCAAGGCAGCCGGAUUAUACCCUUUCUACCAGAGCAUAGCCCAAGCGCUGCUCAGCAAAGUGCUGCGGACUGCAACGGGGAAGAGCGCAGUGGAGACGGCUUUUUCGGCAUGCCACAGGUUCCUUCAUGGUCUGUUGGUGGAUGCCAAUGGCGCCACACUGCAUCACGACCCUGCAAAGCAGGGCUUACGCAAUGCAUGGGAAGCUGUGCACUACAGCCUGCUUCACAGUAGAUCCGUCAGGAAGGGCUGGCACUUGCUGGCUGCCAAGCAAGCCACAUCUUUGCUGCGCUUCUGUGUGUUCAUUCCUGCCGACUGGGCCUAUGCUACAGCUGGGCUGGCAUGGAGGGAUGCAGGCGCAGCAAACAUGGCGCUCCUAUUCCUGAAUCGCUUCCUUGACAUAGCGGAGGCCAUUGAAGAUGGGCUUGCAGGCAUAAAGCUAGGGCCAAUCCAGGGUGCGGGAGUGGGUGAUCGCAGCUUCCUUGGAUCCCAAAAUCUCACAAUCACCAAAUCAGCGCAGUUGUGA